AUGUCACGACUAGAUAACGUGGAUGCACUUGAAAAACAGUUAGCUGAAUUGCAAAUGGUGAAAAAUAUAAGUUCACCAGGAAAAGUGAAGAAGAUACCACCAGCUGUGCCACCCAAGAAGAAAGCGCAACCCCAAGUUCCCCACAGUUCAGCUAUCACUGCUAUAAAAGAACCUUCAUAUUCGUCUAAGAUUGCACCACUACAGAACAAUGUCGUGCCACCUCCACCACCAACUUACGGCAAUGUUCCAAGAUUUAUGAGUAAUGUUCACCCAUCACAUAAAGAUUAUGCUAAUGUGAAACAACUAGCUUUGCCAAGUCAUCCAGUUAGGCAAACUUUACCGCUGCCACCUAAAGCUAUCAAUCCGCUGAAUUAUACUAACAUGCCAACAUAUCAAGGCUGCCCCCCACCCCCUCCUCCGCCUCCCUUUUACAUGGCGCAGUCUAAAGCUCUAGAUUCAAACCAUAAUAAUGAGGAAUACUUACCACCACCAUCGCCCGUCAGUUCAAACUACAGCGAACUGAUGCAAGCAACUGCUAACAUAAAUUAUAAUCAGGAUCGACAAUCAUAUCCAGCCAUAUAUCAGAAUGAUUACCCCGAGUAUGGAGUGUCACAAGCUUCAACUUAUGAAUCACUUUACGAACCCAUUAAUCCUCACCCAGCAAGUGCGAGGCAAAGCAAUAAUAAUAGAGAAUUUAAAGGCAACAUUCAGCCAAAUAAAGGAAAAUCUCCGCUGGCUAAGGAAGAAGAAGUUGAUGCACUGACAAACCUUUUGGUGCAAUCUAUAUCUGAUAGUCAAGAUUUGGAUGUAUUUGGCACCUGUGUCAAAUGUAAUCAAAAGGUGAUCGGGGAGAGUUCAGGUUGCACGGCAAUGGGUAACAUGUAUCAUAUCCAAUGUUUCAGCUGCCACAGAUGCAACGCCAAUUUAAGAGGUAAACCGUUUUAUGCCGUCGAAGGAAAUCCUUAUUGCGAGACGGAUUACUAUGAAACUUUGGAGAAGUGUUCAGUUUGCGAGAAUCCAAUUCUGGACAGAAUUUUGCGAGCAACUGGCAAACCUUACCACCCAUCUUGCUUUACCUGUGUUGUAUGUGGUAAGAGCCUUGAAGGAAUACCGUUUACAGUGGAUGCGAUGAAUCAAAUACAUUGUAUUGAAGAUUUUCACAAGAAAUUUGCUCCUCGCUGUUGUGUUUGCGAGUUGCCGAUAAUGCCUGAGGAAGAUAAAGAAGAAACCGUAAGAGUUGUUGCUGCCGAUCGCAGUUUCCAUGUCCUGUGUUACAAAUGUGAGGAUUGUGGCUUGUUACUAUCAGCUCAAGCGGAAGGUCGUAAGUGCUAUCCACUCGAUGGGCACAUCUUGUGCAGAGCUUGUAAUGCUCAUCGUAUUCGUCUUCUGACCAAUGUUAUGACUACAGACCUCUAA
Danaus chrysippus (African queen) is the source of this 1416-nucleotide messenger RNA. Lineage: Eukaryota; Metazoa; Arthropoda; Insecta; Lepidoptera; Nymphalidae. The record is from the annotation of a GenBank genome assembly.